This is a messenger RNA of Magallana angulata, 4039 nucleotides long. RefSeq names its product cyclin-dependent kinase 5-like. Gene Ontology annotation, cellular component: nucleus; cytoplasm. The transcript is spliced from 11 exons. The record is from RefSeq and is a predicted model, not a curated record. Gene Ontology annotation, biological process: neuron apoptotic process; protein phosphorylation; axonogenesis. The coding region runs from base 97 to 1020 and encodes 307 amino acids. Gene Ontology annotation, molecular function: ATP binding; cyclin-dependent protein serine/threonine kinase activity. Lineage: Eukaryota; Metazoa; Mollusca; Bivalvia; Ostreida; Ostreidae.
AAAUGCAGAAUAAAAUCGUAAGAUACAUUGAUGAAUAAUUUUUUCCUUGCGGAAUAUUGUACAUAAUUUAUUUCCAGACGUAAUCUGUAUAGAAUUAUGCAAAAAUAUGAAAAAUUAGAAAAAAUAGGAGAAGGAACAUAUGGAACAGUUUUUAAGGCAAAAAACAGAGAGACACACGAAGUGGUGGCAUUAAAGAGGGUCCGAUUGGAUGAUGAUGAUGAGGGUGUUCCAAGUUCUGCUCUGAGGGAAAUUUGCCUGUUGAAGGAAUUAAAACACAAAAACAUUGUAAGGCUACAUGAUGUUCUUCAUAGUGAAAAGAAACUAACGCUUGUGUUUGAAUAUUGUGACCAGGAUCUCAAAAAGUAUUUUGACAGCUGUAAUGGCGAGAUAGAUCAAGAUAUUGUGAAGUCCUUUAUGUACCAGCUGUUGAGAGGGCUGGCUUUUUGUCACAGCAAUAAUGUGCUCCACAGAGAUCUCAAGCCCCAGAACUUACUGAUAAACAAGAAUGGUGAGCUAAAGCUUGCUGAUUUCGGUUUGGCUCGGGCUUUUGGUAUACCUGUGCGAUUUUUCUCAUCUGAGGUGGUGACCUUGUGGUACCGCCCCCCUGAUGUCCUGUUUGGAGCCAAGAUGUACUCCACUUCAAUAGACAUGUGGUCAGCUGGCUGCAUAUUUGCAGAAAUGACCAAUGCUGGCAGACCCUUGUUUCCAGGCAAUGAUGUAGAGGACCAGCUCAAACGAAUAUUCAAACUACUGGGGACACCUACUGAGGAGUCCUGGCCUGGUAUUAGUCAGCUCCCAGAGUACAAGCCUUUCCCAAUGUAUCAUAUCAGUACAACAUGGAUGCAAGUUGUUCCAAAGUUAAAUCCCAAGGGAAGAGAUUUAUUACAGCGACUGUUGAUCUGUAAUCCGUCUGGUCGGAUGUCGGCUGAGGAGGGAAUGUUACACCAGUACUUCAGUGAUCUCGACCCCUCGAUAAAACUCGCCACCGACAACUCGCUCAUCCUACAGGGGAGAUCCUAAUAGACGCAGCAGCCUACCGUACACGUCUCCAUCCGUUCUAGUCAAAUCAUGAGCAAAUGUGGCCUAAUUUGGGCAAUUUUACAAGAUAUAUAUCUGUACUAUGUGACAUUUGUUUUACAUGAAAGGAAAAUGUAAUAUUAUUUGUAUGUCUUGAUGGGUACAUUUCCGUGAAGGUAGCCUCAAAGCUAGUGUACAAAAUAUCUGCAUAGAUCCUUGAUGUUUAUCAAGCUGAAUAUGGGCAUGCAUGGCAUUCCAUGUCUGUGUGCAUUUGCUACAUGUACUAUACCCAGCGUCUACUAAAAGUUGGGGAUAUCAAACUGGGUUUGUCUUUCCAUUUGUCUUUUAGUCUUGUUGUUUGUAUGUAACACUUGUUUCCAUGCAAUAAUUUAUAGAGCCAUUAACCUUUUAAAAUGAAAUUUGAUAUCACAACUUCUUUUGACAUAAAGAAGACCUUAAUUUUGAGGGCUAAUGUUCAGAGGGAAAGAUCAUAAAUUUUAACAUUCUGUCAGUGUAUAGCAUUUUCAUUAUGUGUAAUAUUUUAUAAAAGCCUUUGAACUUUUGCUACGAAAUCUUUAUUUCCUUUAGGCAUAAGGAGACUCAUUGAUCAAGAUCAGAGAAACUAACAUCUCAGAGGAAAAUCUAGAUAAAUAAUAUCCUUUUUAUUUUGGUCAAAGUCAGGGUUAUGAAUUGAUACAUUCGGUCUGUUUAACACUUUUGGUCCCUUCAAUAUCCUAGAAAGUUUUUUACUACAUGUAUUUGCAAUUGAAUGUUAUGCCAUACCAUGCCAUAUACAUUUGACCCAAAAAUUUUCUUUGAGGGCAAGGUUAGAGAAAUGUUUAUUGAUAUAUGGUUUUCAGAUAUCACUACCGUUGUCUUUAAACUUUUGCAAUUUUCAAUGUUUAAAAUUCAUGAAAUUAUUUGGCUAGAUGAUCACACUACUAUACUAUAUGUUUAGAUAUUUAUUUGUCUAUGUGAUAUGUUAUAUAUACAUUGUAUGGUUAUUCAAAUUGUGAUAUAUAUAGAAGUGUUGUAAACGUUUAAUGUGGUCAUGUAAAAAUAUGAUCAGGUAGAAUUUUUAUUUCAUGUUUAAAAGUACUCAUGUAAAACAUGUAAAUCUUGUGGAAUUGUAAAUGUAAAUGUUCAUGGAAACUGUAAAGGUGUGGAACAAGUAAUGUGUAGAUAUUGUGUGUGUAAAUUAUGAAUAAUGUCAAAAAAUCACCGAAAAAUAGAGCAUAAUGUGAAAUGGGAAGAUAACUUCCUGCUUUAAGCUCUUUCAUAAAAAAGUUGCUUUUUAUGUUUACACGAAUACAUGGAUAUUUUAUUAACAAACAAAAUGAAAAGAGCACACGUUAUGUUAAUGUGGAAACAUCAAUAUUCGGUAGCAUCAGUUUUUGUGGAUUAAGUAAAAAUCUCAGUUUUAAAGGUACGUAAAUCCGUGGCUAAUGGUCCAACCCUAAUGUGUUAGGAGAAAUUGCAUUUCAAGGAACUUUUCAUUUUGUGUAUCGACCAAACAAGGAAAUCCGUAAAAAAUCAGUUUACAAACAAGGAAAUCCGUAAAAAAUCAGUUUAUUCAACGAAUGAAAAAGUGAUCAAAAGUGAAUCUGUCCAAGUUUUGUAGAACCAAGAUAUACAAGACAAUGGAUUUUUUCUUUGAGAUAACUUUAUACUAUUCCCAAUGUUAAUGAACGCUACGCAGGUGACAUACAGUCUUUAUUUAUACAGUAUUUUCAAUGUAUUCACGUAUGCCUAACCAACGUAUUCCCUUGUCACCACUGAUUGAACAGUGGGAACAAUCUGGGAUUACAGUUAUUUAAAAGUUUAUGCGUAGUUCAGAAAUAUGUUUUUGCACAUGCUCACCAUUUUGAUCAGUUACUGAAGUUCUGGACGGAGUGAUCGAUUGCUGUUUUCUGUGCUGUCUUUUAACAUCGCAAUUCUUUGCAGUUGUUCAAAACAGGUAGUACCCAGCAAGUGCCCGAAUCAUGAUACUGAUUUCCUAUCAGGGGUCGUACCUUUAGUUUGAAGAUAUGUCUGGUUAGGGUUUUGAGAAAAUGUAAGGUUUUGUCAAACUUUAAAUAUGUCUUUGCACUGAAUUGGGAUGGAAAACUUUAUUUAUGUUUGAAACUGUAAAGCAUUCAACUCUGUAAUACUUUGCCCGAAUGGGUUUUAUAAACUCUAGGCUGAAGUAAGGCAUGUCCUCUAUGCUUCAAUGAAUGGUCACGAUUUAUGUCAAAUUUUAAUUUUCUUUUUUCAUUGUUUACAACGUUUUAGUUACGUAUUUUUAAUGAUCAACCAAAAUUUGAGUGUCAGUCGUAGAGUGAUAAGCAAGAAACAGCGCUCACAUUUCUUUGUUAUGUAAACAAGAUUCAUGCCAUAUUUUUUUUUCUACAUUAACUCAAUAAACCGGGAAAAACUCUUUUUCAAGCUGAUAUUUCUAGUAAUUUCUAGUACAUAAUUUGAACAUAAAUAAACAAAUCUCGGCCUUUGUCACAUUCAUUUUAGGUCUAAACCUGGAAUUUUCCUAUCAACAUUCAAAAUGUAUAAACGAAGACUUGACCUGGCUUUGUUUACGUAACAAAGAACUUUAAGCUCUCUAACUCACUAAAAACUGUACGACUGAAACUCAAAUUUUGGUCGACUAUUAGAAAUGCCUUUCUAUAGCAUUGUAAACAUUAAAAACGGAAAAAUCGUAACCAUGCCCGUUUACUUCUUUAAGGCAGAUAUAUUGUCAAUAUGCCGUUCGUCUUGAGUCAUUUUGCCAUGACAUAUACAUGAAAUUAUACAUUUUUGUCUCGGUGCUCUGAUUCAUGCACCCAUUCCAAAACUUUUCAUUUAUUUUCAGUACAUAUUUUCAUUCACAAACCUACAUGUAUUCUGACACCCACUCCCCUGUGGGUUGUCUUUGCAUAAUGUUUUUAGCUAAAAAAGAAAAGAAUUAUUUUAUACUUUCCGUUACUGUUAUUUAUGUGAUGUUUAUAUAUGGAAGUAAAUGACAAUAAAAACAAUUUUAAAAAGAGUUUAA